This is a messenger RNA of Cinclus cinclus, 930 nucleotides long. RefSeq names its product calcium homeostasis modulator family member 5 (gene CALHM5). Gene Ontology annotation, molecular function: monoatomic cation channel activity. Bases 1 to 930 code for a protein of 309 amino acids. The record is from RefSeq and is a predicted model, not a curated record. Lineage: Eukaryota; Metazoa; Chordata; Aves; Passeriformes; Cinclidae. The transcript has 2 exons.
AUGGAUGCUUUCCAAACAAUCCUCAAGUUCUUUAUGAACCGGAAAACCGCCAUAGGUUACAGUUUUAUGGCGCUGCUGACAAUGGGAGGUGAACGCGUGUUUUCUCUUGUUGCUUUCAGAUGCCCUUGCAGCAAUGAAAACUUCAGGUACGGUUUGGUGUUCCUCUUCUCGCCAGCUCUAGUGUUGCUGGUUAUUGGAUACUUCUUGAACAGCAAGACCUGGAAACUCUUUACAGGCUGCUGGGCGAAUCCCAGGAAAAUAUUCCCCAGAGGGAAUGUCUGCCAUUUCUUUUACGUCUUUGGACAAAUCACUUUAAAUGCUCUGGUAGCCCCAGUGAUGUGGCUUUCCGUGGCUUUGCUCAACGGGACUUUUUACGAAUGUGCCAUGAGUGGCUUGAAAAAUCCUGCCUACUUACACGCAGUUUGCCACAGCAAAUCCGAGAAGUGCUUUGAAGAGCUACACAAGGUAGCCUGCGACAAAAGCUCCCUGCCCUUUUCAGAGAGUGACGAACUGAAAAGGACACUUCAAGCACAGUCCCAGAUUUUAGGCUGGUGUGUGAUAGUUACCACAGCUCUCCUCUCCCUGCUAACCACUUGCUGUGCCAGCUGCCAGUCAAAAGUCAGCCACCUUCAGCUGAUGUUCUGGAGAGUAUAUGAGGGGACAGAGAAGGAGCAACUGGAGCAGAUUUUCCAGCUGUAUGCCACCAAGUUGAGUGAGCGAAACCUGAAGUGCUUUUUUGAAAACAAGGAACCAGAACCCAUUUCCCUGCCAGCUUUCCAGGCAUGGGAAGACGCUUCCCAGCUCUACUCUUUCAGCAGCAGCAAACAGCAUUAUAGCACGAUUCACAGACUAGUUGAAGAAGGCCAGAAAGGAAUCAGUGAGGAAAGAGAGACAAGGCUGGACCUUGAGGACAGAAGGGAUAUACCAUAG